AUAUUUAUGUAUCUUUUAGGUCCAGUUUUUAUACCAAGUGGGAGAGGUAAAAACAAUCUGCUAUUUUACAACAACUUUACAUAUAGCCGAAUAAACCCAGGCCUGUACUAUUGCUCUAAAAGGACUUCGUUAAAAUGCAGAGCUAAAGUGAAAAUGGACGAAAAGAAUUUUAUUAUUCAUGAGGCGGAUGAAGUUCAUCUUCAUGCACCGCCAAAUAUUUUUGGAAACAAAACUGGAGUAUAGGACCCAUAUUUGUCCCGACUAGAAGAGGUCACAGCCUAUUGUACUUGAACGGCAACACGUACAGUCAUCAAAUAAAUGGCAUAUACUGCUGUUCCAAGAAGCGUGUGGGUAAAUGUAGAGCCAGCGUGAAACUGGACGGGGACAGGAAUGUGAUAGUGCGAAUACGAGACACACACAAUCAUGAGGAUCCGGACUUAAACCUGAAGCUCAAUUUAUCGAUACGCAAAGAGGCAAUCUUCUCCUGCUCAACGGUUACACGUACAGCGUGAAGGGUCGCGGCAACUAUGUCUGCUCGAAGAAACAAACGUUGAAAUGUACAUCGAAAGUGAAACUUGAUGGCGAAAAUCGUAUUAUUUUUUUGCAAGAAAUGCAUGAGCACAAACCGCCUAAAAUAUACUUGAACAAAGACGGGAGAUAUAUAUGUAUUUACUAGUAGUUAUAAAUAUUGAGUGAAACGAGCGAUGAAGAAGGACCUAUACCAACAGAUUAUUUAAGAGAUACACCGAAAGACCCCGAAUUAAUUCUCCUCCCGGAGAAAGUCCCGGGAAAAAUAUUUAAGAGCGUACGAAAAUUUCAAUAAAUGGCGGCUUGACAAUAAUGAAUACAUCUUGUCGGAAACUGUACUGUUAUCGUAUUUUAUGUAUUUGUCCCAGACGAAGCAACCACCGACCAUGUGGAGCAUUUACUCAAUGCUUAAAGCCACGAUCAAAACCAAGGAUGAUGUGCACAUUGAGGAUUAUCAAGAGCUCGGAACGUUUUUGAAAGGAAUGUCAGUGGGACACAGUCCGAAGAAGUCCAAAAUGUUUACAUCAGCUGAGGUAGACAGAUUCAUAAAGGAGGCUCCAGACAUAGUGUAUCUUGGUGCCAAAGUUAUCCUCAUAUUGGGAAUAAACGGAGCGUGCCGUACGAACGAGCUCAUGAACAUUACCGUCGAUGGGGUCGAAAAACAUUCAGAUACACUGUUAUUAAUAAAAUUACCAAAGACAAGUAACAACAGAUCUUUCGUGGUUCGCGACGAAUACGUACAGAUCGUUGAGAAGUAUAAAUCAUUACGGCCACCCAAUACAAAGACGGACCGAUUCUUCUUGCAGUAUCAUAAGGGCAGAAAACAUGGCUGAGACCAGCGACGACGAGCCAAUUUUGAAUGCAUAUGUUAUGAAAGGAACAUCAAACCCGGAAUUAACUUUCCUCCCAGAGAAGUCUAGGGAAAUAUAUUUUAGAGCGUACGAUAAUUUCAACAAGUGGCGGGUUGAAAAUGACGUAAACAGUUUGUCAGAAACCGUAUUGUUAUCGUAUUUUACUCAUUUGUCCCAGACGAAGCAACCUCCGACAAUGUGGAGCAUUUACUCGAUGCUGAAGGCCACUCUGAAAAUCAAGGAAGGUGUGCACAUUGAGAACUAUUUAGAACUGAUAACGUUUUUGAAAGGAAUGCAAGUGGGACACAACCCGAAAAAGUCUAAAAUGUUUACAGCCGCUGAGAUCCAUAAGUUUAUUACUGAAGCUCCGGACAUAAUAUACCUGGGUGCAAAAGUCAUCCUCAUAAUCGGAAUAAACGGAGGUUGCCGUACGAACGAACUCAUGGCCCUUACUGUCGAUAGCGUCGAGAAACAUUCGGACACGCUGAUAUUAAUAAAAUUGCCAAGCUCAAAGACGAGCGGUAACAGAUCUUUUGUCGUUCGCGAGGAAUAUGUCAAGAUUGUCGAGCGGUACCAAGCUUUACGUCCGCCCAAUACAAAGACGGACCGAUUCUUCUUGCAGUAUCACAAGGGCAAGUGUAUAAGACAGCCUUUGGGUAUCAAUAAGAUAGGCGGGACACCGAAGGAUAUCGCAACGUACUUGAAUCUUCGAAACCCUCAGGAUUACACUGGACAUUGUUUUAGGCGAACAUCGGCCUCGCUUUUGACAGAUUCGGGAGCUGAUCUCAGCUCUAUAAAACAACAUUUCGAUCCCCGUCCGGGCACAUCAAGAGAGGCAAACGUUGAAAAUGAAACUAAGCCGAAAAUCUGGGUGUGUAUUGAUCCCCCAGAAACUUAAGUAAGUAUUCUUUCUAAAAUUAGUGGGAGACGACUCGAAAGUUAAAAAAUCGACUUCCGAAAGUCUCUUGAAUUUUUUUUAUAAUU
Leguminivora glycinivorella is the source of this 2363-nucleotide messenger RNA. RefSeq lists its product as uncharacterized. The record is from RefSeq and is a predicted model, not a curated record. Gene Ontology annotation, biological process: DNA integration; DNA recombination. The transcript is spliced from 7 exons. Bases 1354 to 2277 code for a protein of 307 amino acids. Gene Ontology annotation, molecular function: DNA binding. NCBI's taxonomy places the organism in Eukaryota, Metazoa, Arthropoda, Insecta, Lepidoptera, Tortricidae.